Molecule: messenger RNA, 1944 nt
Organism: Boleophthalmus pectinirostris (great blue-spotted mudskipper)
Lineage: Eukaryota; Metazoa; Chordata; Actinopteri; Gobiiformes; Gobiidae
Product: striatin-like
Exons: 15
Coding region: 1-1944 (647 amino acids)
Cellular component (GO): dendrite
Molecular function (GO): protein phosphatase 2A binding; calmodulin binding; armadillo repeat domain binding
Source: RefSeq, a predicted model, not a curated record
AUGUACGAGCACAUGCAUCCUGGUCUCAGGUCUCAGGUUCGGCCUCGUGCAGAAUCGGCUUUUCGUAGAUUCAAGCGGCGGCUGUUGGCGUCUGCGGCUCCUGUGAACACUAACGCCCAGAGCAGGUAUCUGGAGGAGUUGGGAUACACAGACGUCCUGGAGGUCAAGUCCAACAGAGUCCGAGUCCUUCUGGGUCUUAGUCCGGACCAGGAGCCCAAGACCAGUCAGGACCCUCUGGACCCUCUGCGCUGUGUGGAGUCUGUGAUGGAGACCUUCAGGAUCAUAGAGAGAGCUGCGGCUCAGUUCAACCAGGACCAAGACCAGAACCGGGACCAGGACCAGGACCAGAACCAAGAUCUGGACCGAGACGUAGACCGGGAUCUAGACCAGGACGAGGACCCGACCACAGCUGACCUGAUGGUGCGGCGUCACUCGACCGUCUCCUCCUCUUCUUCUUCUUCUUCUUCUUCUUCUUCUCUGAGCGAGGACGCAGACACCGAGGAGGCUCUGAGGGGCUUCGACUUCCUGUGCAGCGCAGACGAGAGCGCCCCCUGUGAUGUGGGCGGGGCCUGGGACCAGAGCGUCAUCGAGGAACUGAAAGAGCAGUACAAGAGAGAAAGGAGGGGCAAGAAGGGCGUCAAACGUCCAAACCGUUCCAAACUUCAGGACAUGUUGUCAAACCUGCGCGAGGCCGAGGACCUGCCCCCUGGACCUCCCUGUGGACCUCCCUGCGGACCCCCCCGCUCCGGCCGCUUCGCCGACCAGGACGCGGGCCGACCGGACGACGAGCCGGUGUUCGUGGCGUCCCAGGGGAAGUCCUUCCUCCUGGGGCCGGUGGACGAGGCCGUGUCCCUGGACCUGGGUCUGGGGGAACUGGCCGGACUCACGGUGGCCAACGAGUCCGAGGGACCCGUGUACGACGUCUCGGUGGGCUCUGUGGACUCUGGGAGGAGGACCUGGUCUCAGAGGUUCAGUUUGAGGAGCCACCUGGACUCGGUUCGGUCUCUGGUCUUUCACCCGACGGAGCCGCUGCUGCUGACGGCGUCUGAGGACCACACGCUCAAACUCUGGAACCUGCACAAGACCAGCGCCAACAAGAAAUGUGCUGCUUUAGACGUGGAGCCCAUCUACACCUACAGAGCUCACAGUGCUCCGGUCUUGUCCGUGGUCAUGAGUUCUUCUGGGGAGCAGUGCUUCAGUGGAGGAGCCGACGGCGCCAUCUACAGCUGGAACACGCCCAGCGCCGCCACCGACCCCUACGACCCCUACGAGCCCGGCGUCCUGCGGGGGGCGCUCUGCGGACACUCGGACGCCGUGUGGGGCGUGGCCUAUAGCUCCGCCCACCAGCGCCUCGUUUCCUGUUCGGCCGACGGGACGCUGAGGGUUUGGGACGCGGCCGAGACUCUGCCGGCGCUCACCGUCAUCAGGACAGAUGUGGAGGUUCCCUCGUCUCUGGCCCUCGUUCCCUCUGAUCCGGCCCUGAUCGUUUGCUCCUUCACCUCUGGAUCCAUCGGCCUCUUCAACCUGGAGACGCAACAGCAAAUCCUGAGUCUGGAGACCGAGUCUGGACCAGAGACCGAACCAGAGACCAGAGUGAACCAGGUCUUAAGUCACCCGUCUCUGCCCCUGACCAUCAGCGCAGGAGAAGACCGACACAUCCGCUUCUACGACAACAAUUUUUGUGCAGGUAAACUGGUUCACUCUAUGGUCGCUCACCUGGACUCAGUCACCUGCCUCUGUGUGGACCCCAACGGACUCCACCUGCUGUCCGGGAGUCACGACUGCUCGGUGCGUCUCUGGAGUCUGGAUUCUCGGACGUGUGUUCAGGAGUUCACCGCUCACCGGCGAAAGUUCAACGAGUCGAUUCACGCCGUCGCCUUCCACCGCACGCUGGGCUACAUGAGCAGCGGCGGCGCCGACGGGCUCGCCAAGGUCUACGUGUGA